UGAACAAUUGAUUUAUUUGCAUAAUACCUGAUUUUUGAUAUUGCAAUAUAAUUAUGGCUUCGGAAAUUUUAAUCAAAAUACUUCGUGCCAUUCCACGUUUUACGUUCGAUUUUCAUCCUGCACCAAAAGUAUUUACAUUACAAUUUGACAGCCAUUAUGUGCAGUCAUUGUUUUUGUUUGUUGGUGCAUUCCUUUUCAUUGGUGCAGCAUUAUUGUUGACAAUUACCAUAACAUGGAUUUGUCAAUGUUGCAUCAAGCAAGAUACAAAUGUAAAAUCAAGACGACGAGUUCGUCAACUAUCACUCGUACUAUUCAUUAUUAGCAUUAUAUGCUUCUUUUGUCUUGGAAUAUGCUUAUUUGGCAAUGAACAUUUGAAUCGAAGUAUAAUGAAUUCAAUUACCAGUGCUGAAGAUAUCUCACGGAAUUUAUUAUUUGCUGAUUCACAGUCAAAUUUAUUGAAUGAUUAUUGUUUGAAAACCGUUAAACAAAUCGAUACAUUAUCAACAGCUGUAGAAAAUGCAGCAGAAAAAACGGCUGAUAUAAAUAAAACGGCCUUACAUGAAUUUAUAACAGUAUUGGAUUCUGUAUCGCAAAAAGUCGAUUUAUUGGGCAUAGAUUUGACCUUUCUCAGGAAAGUAUUAUCAGGAAAUGUAUUUUUUGAACGUAGUUCACUCUAUACGCAACGAAUUGAGCUAGAAAGAUGGGUUCUUUGUGCAACUUUACUUUCAAUUAUGCUUAUCGUACUUUUUGCUGGUGUUAUUGCGUUUUGUCGGCAAUCACGAAAAGGCGCAGUGGUAUUUUCCGGUCUUGGUUUUGCAAUUUUUAUUGUUGGAUGGCUAUUACUAGCUGUUAUAUUUCCAACAUCUAUGGCAUUAGUAGAUUUUUGCGCAGAUGGUACUCAAUUCAUUCGGGAACAUAUGUCAAAUGAAACUAUGGCAUUGUUUGAAUUUUAUCGAAAAUGUAAUCCAACAGUUAAUCAUGAUAAUUUACCAAGUGUAAUCCAUAUGGAUAAAAUCAGUAAGGAACUAUCGGAUGUACGAGAAAUGAGCCAAAAAUUUGAUUCCAAAAUUGGAAUACUAUUCAAUAAUAGCAGGGAAGUAGUUGAGCUCAUCGAACAGGUUAAGAUAAUUAAUGAUGGCAUAACAGUUGCAUUAAAAAGUAUGGGAUCACUUGAAACAACGGUUUCAUGUUAUACUUAUCACAAGGAUAUGUUAAUUAUGGAACGUAGUUUUUGUGUUGAUGGAAUUAUUGGAUCAUCGAUUUUGUUGUAUUGUUUAAUUCUACUUGAAGCAUUCUUAUUCACACUUCUACUUAUUGUAUCCAAAAGUUGGCAUUUAUUCGCUCGAUUGCAAUCAGAUUACGUAGAAGUGGACGAGGAAGAUCCGUUUUUUCCACGAGGAAAUGACAGCACUAUUCCAGUAGACAUUUACGGUAGUCACGUUUUGAAUCCACGUACACGUUUCGCUAACUCUUUAGAUCGCACGGAACAAUCUACUGGAACAACAAAUGCAACAUGCGGUCUUGCAAAUGGUUCCAUAAAUAAUCAUACAUCUGCUUCGACGGCAUUAUUGAAUUCGAAUACGGAAUCAUCAACACCCCCGUGGCAUCGUGGAUUAACUUCACAACCUACAGCAUCAUCCACCGCUAAUGCUCCGCCUGCGGUAGGAACGAGCAGUAUGAUGCAUACGGCAUAUCAACCAAACAUCGAUGAACCAACAACAUACCAACGUCGUAAUUAUCAAGAGCAAUUUGAUGUUUAAUUUCAGGAAAUUCUCAUUUUUUUAUUCCAAAUAUAUUUAUUU
Messenger RNA from Loa loa (African eye worm), 1802 nucleotides. RefSeq lists its product as hypothetical. The record is from RefSeq and is a predicted model, not a curated record. NCBI's taxonomy places the organism in Eukaryota, Metazoa, Nematoda, Chromadorea, Rhabditida, Onchocercidae. The transcript has 12 exons. Bases 54 to 1760 code for a protein of 568 amino acids. Gene Ontology annotation, molecular function: intracellularly calcium-gated chloride channel activity; volume-sensitive chloride channel activity. Gene Ontology annotation, cellular component: plasma membrane.